AUGAGGACCCCCGACAGCACAGGGCGGGCCCAGCGCCUGCCAAAGCAGAUGGGGGCCAGGUGUGAGGAUGACCACACCCCCUUCCUCCCUUCUGCUUCCAGUCCCGGUCUCAGAGACUCUGGGGUUCAGUACAGGGAGGAGGACCCCAUCUCGGCAGUUGGUGGGCCAGGGACCCUGGAAGCUAGACCAGAGUCAGUCCUGCUCUCAGAGACUCUGGGGGUUCCGUGCAGGGAGGAGGACCCCAUCUCGGCAGAUGGUGGGCCAGGGACCCUGGAAGCUAGACCAGAGUCAGUCCUGCUCUCAGAGACUCUGGGGGUUCUGUACAGGGAGCAGGACCCCAUCUCGGCAGAUGGUGGGCCAGGGACCUGCCAUAGCCAAGGAGUCAUCAUGCCUCGAGUUCCAAAGAGUCAACGCUCCUCGCUUGAUAUUCCCAUGCCUGUGGAAGAGGAUUCUUCCUCCUCCUCCUCCACCUGCUCCUCCUCUUUUCCUUCCUCUUCCUCUUUCUCCUCUUCCUCUUCCUCUUGCUAUCCUCUGCUUUCUAGUAACCUAAGCACCGCAUAUGAGGGAGAGAAGGAUCAGGAGGUUCCUGCUGCUGCUGGGGCACCAAGUCCUCCCCUGAGCUCUCCAAGUGCCUAUACCUCCCCUACUGCCUUUGCCGCUGCUGCUCCCUUGAGCCAAUCCAGCAGCGAAGAAUGGGAGGGUCCGAGUACCUCCUGGGCCUUGCCAGGCCCAGAGCCCUUGCCCAGAUGUGUGAUUAAUGAUAAGGUAGCUGAUCUGGUGGGGUUCCUGCUCCUGAAGUAUCGCACAAAGGAGCAGACCACAAGGGCAGAAAUGCUGAGUAGCAUCAUCAGAGAGCACCAGGACCACUUUGCUGUAAUCUUUAGGGAGGCCUCUGAGUGCAUGCAGCUGGUUUAUGGCAUUGAUGUGAAGGAAGUGGACCCCACCAGCCACACCUAUGUCCUAGUCACCAACCUGGGCCUCUCCUAUGAUGGGAUGGUGAGCGAUGAGCACAGUAUGCCCAAGACGGGCCUGCUGAUACUCAUCCUUAGUAUAAUCGUCUUGGAGGAUGAUUGUGUCCCCGAAGAGAGGAUAUGGGAAGCACUGAAUGCCAUGGGGGUGCAUGCGGGGAUGGAGCAUAGCAUCUAUGGGGAGCCCAGGGAGCUCCUCACCAGAGUUUGGGUGCAGGAACAGUACCUGGAGUACCGGCAGGUGCCCAACAGUGAUCCUGCACGGUACGAGUUCCUGUGGGGUCCCAGGGCCCACGCUGAGACCACCAAGUUGAAAGUCCUGGAGUUUUUGUCCCAGGUCAGUGGGGGUGACCCCAGAUCCUUCACACACUUCUAUCAGGAGGCUUUGAGAGAGGAGGAACAGAGAGCCCAGGCCAGAGUUAGGACCACAGAUGAUACUACUGCCAUGGCCAGUGCAAGCUCUUCUGCCAUGCCCAGUGGCUUCUUCUGCCUUGACUGA
Myotis daubentonii (Daubenton's bat) is the source of this 1467-nucleotide messenger RNA. RefSeq names its product melanoma-associated antigen 10-like. Lineage: Eukaryota; Metazoa; Chordata; Mammalia; Chiroptera; Vespertilionidae. The record is from RefSeq and is a predicted model, not a curated record. Gene Ontology annotation, cellular component: nucleus. Gene Ontology annotation, biological process: negative regulation of transcription by RNA polymerase II.